AUGUAAGGGAAAUAUUCUUAAUCAAAUUGGUAUUUCUAACCAACAGAUUUUUUCAUUGAAACGACUUUAGAUGGAAAAUUAAUGUAUAUAAAGGACGGAGAAGUCCUCAAAUAAGAGAAAUUUAACAAUAUUCAAUCAGGAGAUAUUUUAAGAAAUUUAGAAUAAAUUAAAAAUUUAACAUGGUAUGGAUAAUACAGUUUCAAAAAUAAAAAAAUUGGAAAUUGGUAAGCAUACUGGCAAGGUAAAUAAUUAAAAGUAGGUGGAAAUUACGAUAAUAAAGGUAAAAAAAUAGGAAAAUGGAUUGAAUUAUUUGAUAAUUAUUGGGAGUAAGAAAAUUGUAUAUAAUUCUAAAUAGUCUAUGCAAAUUGAUAUCAGAAGGAGAGUAUCAAAAUGGAAUUAAGAUUGGAAUUUGGUAAUACUAUUAUGAUGGGAAGAUGAUGUAUUUUUAUUAAUAAAAUUUUAUAGUUCUUUAGGUAUAUAUAAUAAUGAAGGUCUUAAGAAUGGAAAUUGGGUUGAUUUAUAUGAAAACUUUUGGAGGUAGAUUAAUAUUUAUAACUUAUAGUGGAUGUUAAGUUAAGUUUGCAGGGACUUAUAAAAGUGGUUUAAAAUAAGGAAAUUGGGAUACAUUAUUUUAAUAGAAAUAUUAUGAUACUUUCAACAAAAUGUAUUUUAAUAAUAAUUUUAGUGGUGGUGGAUUUUAUGAUAAAAAUGGAAUCAAAUAAGGAAAUUGGAUAGAAUUAUAAGAAUCUUUCUCUGAGUUAACAUUUUAUUUAUAUGAUUAGUUCAUUUUUAGUUACAUCUAAAGGAGAAUAUAGAUGUGGUAAAAAAGUUGGUAGAUGGAAUAUAUAUUUUGGUUGUUCAGAAAUAUAAGAUUACCAUAUAGGUGGAGGAUUGUAUGAUGAUAAUGGAGGUAAAAUUGGAGUUUGGAUUUAAUUGUGUGAUAAUUAAAGUAGGUAUUUGAAUUUGAAAAAAAUAGAGAACUAAAUUUAAUUUAGAAGGGUGAAUAUUAUUAAUAAAAAAAAGUUGGAAGAUGGGACUAUUUAUUUAAAAAUAAGAUAAUGUAAUUUUUAUGAUAAAAUGAAGCGGAGGAGGAAUUUACAAUUAAAAUGGAGAAAAAUUAGAUCAAUGGAUAGAAUUGCAUCAAAAUUUUUCAGAGUAAUUUAUUUAAAUUAGAUUUAUAAUAAAGUUAUUGUUAAAUUAUAUAUAUUGGCUAAUAUUUUGAAGGGAUAAAGUAAGGAAGAUGGGAUAUCAAAUUUAAAUAUAAGGAAGUUAAUUUGAAGGAUUAUGGGAAGAUGUAAUAUGUUAAUUUAUGAUUAAUAGAGGUGGAGGAAUGUACGAUAAAAAUGGAAGAUAAAAUGGUAUGUGGAUUGAUGUUGACGAAACUUUUUCAAAGUAAGCAUAUUAAAAAAUAUAUAUAUAUCAGUUAAUCUUAAGUCAGUUACUAAGGAGAAUAUAAUGAAGGAAUAAAAAUAGGAAAAUGGGAUUAUGUUUUAAAUAGGAAUAAUAAGAAUAAAUUAGAUAUAUUGUAUAGAGUUUUAUAAUUAUUUUAAGUGGAGGGGGCUUUUAUGAUUAGGAUGGUAAAAAGAAAGGAAAAUGGAUCAAUUUUCAUACAAAGUUUUCUAAGUAUUUAAAUAAGAAUUUUAUAAAAAUUAGUGAUUUCUAGGUUAUAUAUUUAGGUGAAUAUAAAAAUGGAAUAAAAUUUGGAAAAUGGGAAAAUAAGUAUAGAUUUGAAACAAAAGAAUAAUUAAAAAAUUCGUAAAUUAAUUUGAUAUGAAUAUAGAGGAGUUGGUAAUUACGAUCAUAUUGGUAGAAAGAUUGGAAAAUGGAUAUAUAUCGAUUUUGAAUUUUAAUUGUAAAUAAUGAUCUUAUUUUAAGUGGUUAUGAAUUAAUUCAUAUCGGAAAUUAUUUUAAAGGUAUUUAAUAAGGAAAAUUUUUGAAAAAAAUGUUGCCAUUACAAUCCUUAAUUUAAAAAAUUUGA
This is a messenger RNA of Paramecium pentaurelia, 1978 nucleotides long. The record is from the annotation of a GenBank genome assembly. NCBI's taxonomy places the organism in Eukaryota, Ciliophora, Oligohymenophorea, Peniculida, Parameciidae.